Molecule: messenger RNA, 2015 nt
Organism: Nerophis ophidion (straightnose pipefish)
Lineage: Eukaryota; Metazoa; Chordata; Actinopteri; Syngnathiformes; Syngnathidae
Exons: 2
Coding region: 1014-2015 (333 amino acids)
Source: RefSeq, a predicted model, not a curated record
UUGUGUUACAGGACAGGACCAUUGCAGCAAAUUGCUGUCCCCAAACAACAGAUGAGAUAGACAUCUCAGAGAGUAUUCUCAGCGAUCACCUAGAGAGUACUAGCAGUGACCUUAAGGAUUCAUGUUCUCCCACUGAAGAGGAAUUAUCUACAACUGAGCCACACGUUUCCCUUUCUCUGGAAACAUCAGAUGAAGAAGACCAACAAGCAGAAGAAGACGAAAAAGUAACACGCACAAGAAAACAACCUUUAAAAAUGGAUAAAACUGUUCAUGGAAGUAACCAUAAACAACGUAAUAUCAACGUGAAAAUGUCCUCAAACAAGGAACACCACCGGAUAUAUGACAAGAAGAAUUACUGCCUUUACUGUGAGAAGCCGUUUGCGAAGCUCACAAGACAUCUGAAGCAAAAGCACGCUGAUAAGGUUGAAGUAGCUAAGGCACUUGCACACAGGCAAGGUUCCACACAGUACCGUCUUCUGCUAGAGAAAAUACGAAAUAUGGGGAAUUACCACCAUAGCUGUUCAGUGCUAUCCUCUGGUAAUGGACUAAUAAUACCAAAAAGACAAGCAACCUAUAUAUCCUCAGCAACAUACUAUCUGCCUUGCAAGUUUUGCUUCGCUAUGUAUGUCAGAACUGACCUCUGGAGACAUCAUAAGCGUUGCAAACUGCAAGUGAAAAACGAUGGACCGGUGAAAAGAAAAGUUCAGGCAAGUUCUUCCCUGAUGUUGCCCUUGGACACAACAAUUUCUACCGGACUCAAAGAAAUUCUUCAGGACAUGACAUAUGACAUUGUUACACAAGUGGUGAAAUCUGAUGACCUGAUUCUUUCACUGGGAGAAAGAAUGUUCCUCAAAAAUGGAGAAGUUCGACGUCAUCGGGCAGAUAUCAGGAACAAGAUGAGGGAACUUGCCAGAUUUGUUUUGUCGGCUCGAAAAAUUGACUAAGACGUUAUCUUUUUGAAGGACUUGAUCAACCCAGGAAAGUUCAACACAGUACGUGAGGCUGUAAAAAAUAUGACUGGGUUUGAUGCCAUAACAAAUAGAUUCUUAGUUCCCUCAACAGCACUGAAACUGCGCCACUCCCUUGUGAAGGUGUCGCAUAUUGUGCAAGGAGAGGCUCUGCGUCAAGAGGACAAUGCCUUAAAGGGAAGGGCGGAACAGUUUAUCAAAUUAAUUGAGCUAGAAUGGACAACACAUGUGCCAUCCAACGCACUGAAAACCCUGUACCAGAAGAAAUGGAACAGCCCCCAAACGUUGCCUCUAUCAGAAGACAUCAAAAAGCUCCAGGAUCAUUUAAAAUCCCUUGAAGAGUUGAACAAAGAGGCUCUCAUUGACCAUCCAUCAAAAAGGUCAUGGAGUGAGCUCUCGCAAGUCACCCUGAUUCAGCUGAUUUUAUUUAAUCGACGUCGCGAAAAAGAAGUUUCAAGGAUGGAAGUACAGACAUACCUGCUGAGAAACAAACGCAAUAUGCAUGAUGAAAUUCUGAAGAGCCUGUCACAAUUUGAGAAGAAAUUGUGUCAGAAUCUCAUCAGGGUGGAAAUCCGGGGGAAAAGAGGCCGCAAGGUACCAGUGCUGUUUCCAACAAACGUACAUGAGUCUGUGGAACUUCUGAUCAAAACAAGAGAUGAGGUUGGAAUUUCCACAAGCAACCUUUACAUUCUUGCCCGCCCAUGUUAUGGAUCUUUGGAGAACAUUCGUGAAUGUGACAGUUUAAAGCGAUAUUCCGAAAGCUGUGGAGCUCAACAUCCAGAAAACAUCACAUCAACAAAACUACGCAAGCAUGUAGCGACAGUGUCACAGCUCCUGAACCUUCAAACUCAUGAACUUGACCAACUAGCAACAUUAAUGGGUCAUGAUAUUGAGGUCCAUAGGGAAUUUUACAGACUUCCUGAAGAAACCCUUCAAAUUGCUAAAGUUAGCAGAAUUCUUUAUGCCCUGCAAGAUGGAAUGGGAAAAUUCAAGGGACAAUCCCUGGAAGACAUUACCCCAAACAUCAACUGUAAGUACAGCAUUUAA